Molecule: messenger RNA, 1367 nt
Organism: Gopherus flavomarginatus (Mexican gopher tortoise)
Lineage: Eukaryota; Metazoa; Chordata; Testudines; Testudinidae
Exons: 4
Coding region: 247-1287 (346 amino acids)
Source: RefSeq, a predicted model, not a curated record
GGAGGGACGGAUUCAGGGCUGGAUGGAGGGAGGGAUGGGUACAAGGCUGGCUGCAGGGAUAGAUUCAGGGCUGGAUGGAUUCAAGGCUGGACGGAGGGAGGGAUGGAUGGAUGGAUUCAGGGCUGGAGGGAGGGAUGGAUACAGGGCUGGACGGAGGGAGGGAUGGAUUCAGGGCUGAAUGGAUGAAGGGAUGGAUACAGGGCUGGACGGAGGGAAGUAUGGAUUCAGGGCUGGCUGGAGGGAGGGAUGGAGGGAUGGAUACAGGGCUGGAGGGCUGGAUACAGAGCUGACUGGAGGGAUGGAUUCAAGGAUGGACGGAGGGAGGGAUGGAUUCAGGGCUGGACGGAGGGAUGGAUUCAGGGCUGGAUGGAUGGAGGGAUAGAGGGAUGGACACAGGGCUGGACGGAGGGAUGGAUUCAGGGCUGGACAGAUGGAUGGAGGGAGGGAUGGAUUCAGGGCUGGAGGGAGGGCGGGAUGGAGGGAUGGAUACAGGGCUGGAAGGAGGGAGGGAUGGAUUCAGGGCUAGCUGGCUGGCUGGAUGGAUUGAGGGCUGAACAGAGGGAGGGAGGGAUUCAGGGAUGGAUGGAUGGAAGGAUGGAUUCUGGGCUGGACAGAGGGAGGGAUGGAUUCAGGGCUGGAUGGAUGGAGGGAUGGAUACAGGGCUGGAUGGAGGGAGGGAUGGAUUCAGGGCUGGACAGAGGGAUGGAUGGAUUCAGGGCUGGAUGGAUGAAGGGAGGGAGGGAUGGAUUCAGGGCUGGAGGGAGGGUGGGAUGGAGGGAUGGAUUCAGGGCUGGACAGAGGGAGGGAUGGAUUCAGGGCUGGACGGAGGGAUGGAUGGAUUCAGGGCUGGCUGGCUGGCUGGAUUCAGGGCUGGACGGAGGGAUGGAUGGAUUCAGGGCUGGCUGGCUGGCUGGCUGGAUUCAGGGCUGGACAGCGGGAGGGAUGGAUUCAGGGUUGGCUGGCUGGCUGGAUUCAAGGCUGGACGGAGGGAUGGAUGGAUUCAGGGCUGGCUGGCUGGCUGGAUUCAAGGCUGGACGGAGGGAUGGAUGGAUUCAGGGCUGGCUGGCUGGCUGGAUUCAGGGCUGGACAGAGGGAUGGAUGGAUUCAGGGCUGGACAGCGGGAGGGAUGGAUUCAGGGCUGGACAGAGGGAUGGAUGGAUUCAGGGCUGGCUGGCUGGCUGGAUUCAGGGCUGGCUGGCUGGAGGGAUGGGUUCAGGGCUGGACGGAUGGAGGGAGGGAGGGAUGGAUUCAGGGCUGGAGGGAGGGCAGGAUGGAGGGAUGGAUUGAUGGAUUCAGGGCUGGACGGAGGGAUGGAUGGAUUCAGGGCUGGCUGGCUGGCUGGAAUCAGGGCUGGACAGAGGAAUGGA